GCCAUGUCAGUAAAACUUGGCCACGUCCGCGCAGGAUCAUGGAAAAAGCGCCUCGCCUUUGCUGGCCCCGCGCCACCCUGCUCGCGGCCGCGGGAGAUCCCCUCGCUUUCCCUCCAAAUAGCUUCUCCCGUGCUCAUGUUCCCAUGCUUGUCGCCCAUUUUGCAGGGAGCACCUUGAGGUUGUAGUGAAGUAUUUCCGAGGCCAUGGCUAGCGGCGGCGGCGGCGGCCGGCGGCGAGGGUCGCGCCGGGCCAAGGUGAAGAAGAAGAAGAAGACCAAGUACCUCAGCCUCAGCCGCCACCUCGCCAAGGCGGUGGAGGUCGACAAGCCUGCCGAAUCUCUGUCGGCGGAGGAUUCCUUGCCGCCACCCUCGGCUUUGGCGUCGCCGUCCACGGAGGAGGCGGUGGAGGAUGGAUGCGGGCACGAGCAGCAGCAGCAGCAGCAGCAGCAGCUCGAGCCGUUCGCGCUGCAUCCUGAGGCGCCGUCGACUCUCUUCGCGGCGGCGCCGUCGCUCACUGACAUCCUCGGCCUGUCCUCCUCCUCCUUUUCCGGCGGCGGCGAAGGGGAUUCGCCCUCGUGCACCCCCUCCCCGGACGCCUCCGCGGGGACUGCUGGCGGGGAGGAGGACCUUGCGCGGCGCGCGCUCCGGGGGAGGGAGCGGUGGGUGUACUGCAGGAGCAGCUCCUCUUCGCCUAGCGCGGCCACCGCGACGACCACCACGUCAUCCUCGUGCUCCUCGGCCGCGAGCACGGGCGCCGCCUCCGCGCGGUCGCCGCUGCUCAAGCUGGACUACGACGAGAUCCUGGCCGCCUGGGCGGGCCGCGGGUCCCUCUACAUCGACGGCGCGGCGGGCCACGUGACGCCCAAGCUGGAGCUUGGUUCUGAGGUGUUCGUGGAUGUGGCGCCGCCGCGGCAGGCGGCGACGUGGAGCUCGCCGGAGGUGUCCGGGAGGGCGGAGCGGGUGAGGCGGUAUAAGGAGAAGCGACAUGCCCGGCUGUUCUCGAAGCGGAUCCGGUACGAGGUACGCCGGCUCAAUGCCGUCAAGCGGCCGCGCUUGAAGGGUCGUUUCAUCAAGGAUAAGGAGGGUGUUGCAAUGGCCAACUGAGGCGAGCUGCGGCCUUCAUCAUAAAGACCUUGCCUCAUCCAGUUACAAGAAUGGUUCAUGAGCCCAUUCCAUUCCAUCUGUAAAAUGUAAAUGAUCAGGUUAGUCUCCAGGCUGCCAUAUACCCAAACCGGAUUUGUUGAAUCGAUCUGCCGCUUCCUGGUCAAGCGGCAAGCUAAUUGUGGUCGCUGCGGAUCGUGUUAUUUGGCAGUUUUGUUGUAGGAUGAAAAUAAUAGAACUUGAUUUGGUCAUAAAUUUCGCUGCGGCACUGCACUUUUGAUUCA
Messenger RNA from Hordeum vulgare subsp. vulgare (domesticated barley), 1384 nucleotides. RefSeq lists its product as uncharacterized. The coding region runs from base 204 to 1103 and encodes 299 amino acids. Lineage: Eukaryota; Viridiplantae; Streptophyta; Magnoliopsida; Poales; Poaceae. The record is from RefSeq and is a predicted model, not a curated record. Gene Ontology annotation, biological process: regulation of DNA-templated transcription. Gene Ontology annotation, molecular function: protein binding. The transcript is spliced from 3 exons. Gene Ontology annotation, cellular component: nucleus.